Messenger RNA from Menidia menidia (Atlantic silverside), 1767 nucleotides. The record is from the annotation of a GenBank genome assembly. Lineage: Eukaryota; Metazoa; Chordata; Actinopteri; Atheriniformes; Atherinopsidae.
AUGAGUGAACAGGGCCAGCCUUCGCACAAGCUAAGCUUGGUGUUUCAUGAACUCCGUCUUGAGGGAAAAUUCUGUGAUGCAGUCAUCAAAGUAGAGGAUGUCGAAUUUCCCGUCCACAAGGUCAUCCUCUGUAACUGUACUUCAUACUUUAGAGCUCUUUUCACACGCUGGUCCGAACCAGAGCAGAUGGUUUUCCAAAUACCGGGCAUGUCUGCUGACAUCAUGCAGCUCAUCCUGGACUACGCGUACACCGGCUCGGUUACCGUCACGGAGGCCAACGUCCAGCAACUUCUGCUGGCUGCCGAUCAGCUCAACGCGGUGGAAGUCAUACAAAUGUGCUGCGAGUUCCUGGAGAGGAUGCUCUGCCCGAAGAACUGCAUCGGCAUCUGGCAGUUCACUAAUGUCUGCUUCGACCUCAAGCUGCACUCCAAGGCCUACCUCUACAUUAUUGAGCACUUUGAGGAGGUUGUACCCUGUAAAGAGUUCCUGCAGUUAUCCGUGGAGGAGCUGACUGAUAUUAUAGAUAAAGAUGACCUCAUUGUGAGGCAGGAGAGCACUGUGUAUGAGGCUAUCAUGAGGUGGAUCUCCCAUGUUCCAGAGGAGCGAGAGAAACAUAUUGCGACUCUCAUGUCUAAGGUCAGGAUGGCCCUGUUGGGUGUAGAGUACAUCAGGACCAACGUGCUAUCCAAUGAGCUGGUGAAGAACAGCACUGAAUGUCUGCCUAUGAUCUCGAAUGCCACGAGAACCAUAUCCCACAUCCUCACGUACAGGCUCCCUUUUUCUGGGAUCUGUAACCCCCUUCUCCGGCCCCGCCUGCCCAGCACCAUUCUCUUGGCUAUCGGGGGCUGGAGUGGCGGUGACCCCACCAAUGGCAUCGAGGCCUAUGAUAUCCGGGCUGACCGCUGGACUAACGUGACGAACAAUCUUGAGCGGCCUCGCGCCUAUCACGGCGCUGCCUUCCUGAACGGGUACGUGUACUGCGUCGGUGGCUUCGACAGGGUGGAGCAUUUCAACAGCGUGCGCAGGUUCGACCCGCUCACGCACACCUGGCACGAGGUGGCACCGAUGUACUGCCGCCGGUGCUACGUGAGCGUCACCGUCCUGAACGGAUGCAUCUACGCAAUGGGAGGUUACGAUGGACACACACGCCUCAAUUCCGCGGAGUACUAUCGACCUGAACUCAACCAGUGGAGCUUUAUUGCACCAAUGCACGAGCAGAGGAGCGACGCCAGCUGCACGGCCCUCAAAAACAAGGUUUACAUUUGUGGUGGAUUUGAUGGACACGAGUGCCUUCAGACAGCAGAGUACUACAGCCCAGAAACCAACCAGUGGACUCUAAUCUCCCCCAUGAACAGCCGGCGCAGCGGAAUAGGAGUCAUUGCAUAUGCAGAUCAUGUGUAUGCAGUUGGCGGAUUUGACGGCAACAACCGUUUGCGCACGGCUGAAGCCUACAACCCACAAACCAACACUUGGGAAAGCGUGGCCUCCAUGAUCACCCCCCGCAGUAACUUUGGCAUCGAGGUGCUGGAAGACAGGCUCUUCGCUGUGGGGGGGUUCAAUGGCUUCACCACCACCUACAAUGUGGAGUUCUAUGACUCUACGGUGGAUGAGUGGUCGGAGGUGUGCGACAUGGAGAUCUUCCGCAGCGCCCUGAGCUGCUGCGUGCUGUCAGGACUCCCCAACAUGACGGAGUACGCCGUGCGCCGGGACACCCUGCCACUGCUGCACUUUGAGGAAGACAAGGCAGAGUCAGGAGACUCCACCUGA